This is a messenger RNA of Paramisgurnus dabryanus, 2427 nucleotides long. RefSeq names its product solute carrier family 35 member D1a (gene slc35d1a). NCBI's taxonomy places the organism in Eukaryota, Metazoa, Chordata, Actinopteri, Cypriniformes, Cobitidae. The record is from RefSeq and is a predicted model, not a curated record.
UCACAGUUUACGUUGCUCAGUAAACAUGGCGGAAGUUCAGAGGCGUCAACGUGGGGAGGAAGAAAGGAGCUGUGUCCAAAUGAAGCAAUCUGAGUAGAGGAAUGAAGCGGUUGGGAUGGCGGAUCAGACGUUAACGGUACUAGUGAAGCUUUUGGCCGCUGGUUUUUACGGAAUCAGCUCUUUUCUCAUAGUUGUUGUGAAUAAGAGCGUGCUGACCAAUUACAGGUUCCCCUCCUCAAUAUGUGUUGGCAUUGGUCAGAUGCUGGCAACAGUUGUUGUUUUACGGGUGGGAAAGGCCCUCCGGGUGAUCACCUUUCCAGGAUUUGAUAGUAGCAUACCCAGGAAGACAUUUCCUCUACCUCUUCUAUAUGUAGGGAAUCAAAUAACAGGACUUUUUGGAACAAAAAGGCUCAACCUGCCAAUGUUUACAGUAUUGAGGAGGUUUUCUAUUUUAUUUACUAUGCUUGCAGAGGGUUUUUUGUUGAAGAAGAAAUUCUCCCGACCAGUUCAGCUCACAGUAUUUACUAUGAUAAUUGGAGCCUUUGUUGCCGCAAGUGCUGAUCUGGCCUUUGAUCUGCAAGGAUAUGUCUUCAUUUUAAUGAACGAUGUUUUCACUGCUGCCAAUGGAGCGUUUGUGAAACAGAAACUUGACUCUAAGGAGCUGGGCAAAUACGGUCUCCUCUAUUACAAUGCUUUAUUUAUGAUCCUCCCAACACUGCUUUUGGCCCAUGUCACCGGAGACAUGGAUAAGGCAUUUGAUUAUGAAGGUUGGUCAGACAAGCUGUUUUUAAGCCAAUUUGUCCUUUCUUGUAUAAUGGGGUUCGUUUUAAUGUACUCCACUGUACUUUGCACUCAGUAUAAUUCUGCGCUUACUACUACCAUCGUCGGCUGCCUGAAAAAUAUAUUAGUGACAUACAUUGGAAUGGUGUUCGGGGGGGAUUACAUUUUCUCAUGGACUAACUUUAUUGGUCUAAACAUCAGUAUUGCUGGCAGUCUGGUGUACUCGUACAUUACCUUCACGGAGGAGCAGACUAUCAAACCGAGUGAGAAUGGCAACAAAUUGGAGGUCAAAGGGAAAGUGUCUGUAUGACCGGUGCUUCAAUGCGCACAGAGCUGCCUCUGUGAGUUUUUACAAGUAGCCAAUGAGGUCACCCCAGGGAGGUGGUUUUGUGAAAAUGAGAUGACUGUGAAGGACAUGUUAAAAUGUAUGUAGGACUGGUUUUGUGUCCUAAAAUGAACUGUUAUCCCUGGGCUGCUGUUUCCCCAAAUUGGGAAUAAUGACUGUCGUUACAGUUGACACAGCUGUUGUACUGCCUGUUGAAGAGUACUUUUAAUUAGUUGGUAUGAAAACUAUUUAUUUUUAUGGGAGUUUCUUUUUUUUUAGAUUUUAGUCAAAUGUUUUCAUUUUAAUUAUAUAAAGGGAAAUUUUUUGCUGUGAAGCUCAGAUGGUUUUGCAACUGUACUGGUACGGUGUUACAACACAACUUGAAAUCAAGUUUUAUCAUCACAAGCUGCACAAAUGUUUGUUCACAGCCUGAAUGAUACAAGAGAAGUGUGGAAAAUAGUAACGUUUGUGUGCGCAACUAAUUUGACAUAUGAUUUUAAUCUUUUGAUAAGAAGCUUUAAACAAGCAAGAUACUGUAUUUCUUUGCGUCCACCACAGUGUUAUGAAGUGUUCAGUUAGACGUUUUACCUGAAAUAACUGAUUUUCUGAUUUUUUUUUGUUGAGAAAAGUAUGCAGUAACUCCAUUUGUUUUGUAUUGAUGGAAUAAUGGUUUGUUUAUUGUAAAGACAAAUGUAGUAAUUGCACUUUAACAGUUUACAAGUUUUGUCAGUUUUUUAUUUGUUAGUAGUUUUUGCAAGAAGAUUAUAUUACAAGGUACAAGAACUUUUCAGUAUUUAAAUUUUUCUCAAAUAUGGCUAUGGAGAAAUAUAUAUAUAUAGUCAGAAAAAUAUCUCAGAUGUUGGUCAAAAAAAAAAAUCAUCACAGGUUUCUCAGUUAUUGCCUGUUAUAAAUGUUAUUAUAUAUUUGUACCAAACCAGGAUGUAUUUCGAGGUUCUUAAAUGAAUGUCUAUACACAUCCGUAUAACUUCUAGUCUGUUGCUUGGAAAUUCUCAUUUUACUGAUAAUGUGCAUUUUCAGAUUUUGUUACUCUGGCACUGAUAUUCUUCAAAGACCUACUGUUACUGCAAAUGCAACUUGUACUUAUUGCUUGAAUCUGUUCCUUAUUUUAAUUAAGUUUUGAAAAACUUACAGAACAAAACUCAUUUUUUUAUUCAUGUCAGCAAAAGCUCAACAAAAAGUGAUUGUAUCAGUGAGAAACAAGUGUAUUUGAACUUUAAAUACCUCAACUCCAUGAUGUUUAUAUAUGUUAUUUUAAUUAUUUUCCUGAUACUGUUAACCAUAAUAAAAUAAACACUUUUUCA